Salarias fasciatus (jewelled blenny) is the source of this 1919-nucleotide messenger RNA. It is a transcript of the gene oxtrb, whose product is annotated as oxytocin receptor b. Gene Ontology annotation, molecular function: peptide binding; vasopressin receptor activity; oxytocin receptor activity. Bases 241 to 1398 code for a protein of 385 amino acids. Gene Ontology annotation, cellular component: plasma membrane. NCBI's taxonomy places the organism in Eukaryota, Metazoa, Chordata, Actinopteri, Blenniiformes, Blenniidae. Gene Ontology annotation, biological process: G protein-coupled receptor signaling pathway; maternal process involved in parturition; female pregnancy. The record is from RefSeq and is a predicted model, not a curated record. The transcript has 3 exons.
CGCAGCGAGGGAUGAGGUCUGCGUCGCUCCAAGAGCCCCAAAGUAACUGUGAAGAGGGUUGUUGUUUAAAAGGCAACACCGGGUUAAGGUCAUUUUUGUGAUUUAAUCCGAAGGAUUCGACAGAAUAAACUUGGGAGAAGUGAGCUGGCCGCGAGCGUCCCUGAGCCAAUCUGAACGCAGCCCCGUGUCCAGGUUUGUGAUGUGAUUGCUGGAUGCGCCGGAGCGGCGCCUUUACGCACGAUGGAGGAGUUUUUACGCGAGCAGGACAGUUGGUCUCUUAAUGUCACCUGGAGCGACGCGGGUCACGGAAACGCCAGCCGACCGGGAAACAGCACGGUGAACCCUCUGAAACGAAAUGAAGAAGUGGCCAAAGUGGAAGUUGCCAUCCUGGUGCUGGUGCUGUUCCUCGCUCUGGCCGGUAACCUGUGCGUCCUCUGGGCUAUCCACACCACCAAGCACAGCCAGUCCCGGAUGUAUUACUUCAUGAAGCACCUGAGCAUCGCAGACCUGGUCGUUGCAGUCUUCCAGGUCUUACCGCAACUCAUCUGGGAUAUCACUUUUCGUUUCUACGGACCUGAUUUGCUGUGCAGGCUGGUGAAAUACCUCCAGGUCGUGGGCAUGUUUGCGUCCACGUACAUGCUGGUGCUGAUGUCCAUUGACAGGUGCUUAGCGAUCUGCCAGCCGCUUCGCUCCGUGCACAAGAGAAAAGACCGCUUCUGUGUGAUCGCCUCCUGGAUGCUCAGCUUGAUAUUCAGCACUCCCCAAGCGUACAUCUUUUCUUUGAGGGAUGUUGGCAACGGCGUUCACGACUGCUGGGGGGACUUCGUGCACCCCUGGGGUGCCAAAGCCUACAUUACUUGGAUGAGUCUCAGCAUUUACAUUUUUCCAGUGGCAAUUCUAAGCAUCUGCUAUGGCUUAAUAUGCUUUAAGAUAUGGCAGAAUUUCAAUUUGAAAACCAGGAGGGAGCAUGUCUUGGCUCUCACUCCGAGGCCCUCCAAAGGCGCUCAUCCCCUGUCUCGAGUGAGCAGCGUGCGGCUCAUAUCCAAAGCCAAGAUCCGCACAGUGAAAAUGACAUUUGUGGUCGUCCUCGCGUAUAUUGUGUGCUGGACUCCUUUUUUCUUCGUCCAAAUGUGGUCUGCAUGGGACCCCGCUGCACCAAGAGAAGACAUGGCCUUCAUCAUCGCCAUGCUGCUGGCCAGUCUGAACAGCUGCUGUAACCCCUGGAUCUACUUGUUCUUUGCUGGUCACCUGUUCCAUGACCUGUUGCGGUGCUUCUUCUGCUGUAGCUGCGACCAACGGUGCGGCCAGAAGAGCAGCUCCUCCGCCUUGGCCAUCAAGGACACCGGCAGCCAGAGGAGCCUCACACACACGUCCAGUACGGGAGGACCAGUCCACUGAGGGGCCUUGGAAAGCCAGCAGACAGCUGGCCGUGUGGACUCUGUUCAGCAAAUGUUCAGACAUUUACUCAUCUGCACAGUGUCAGAUAUUUGUUGUUUGUUUUCUUGAUUUAACCAGCAAAUGAAAACAAACAAGGGUUAUGCAGCCACAGCUUCAGAAGCCAUUUCAGACACGUCAGAUUCAUCUUUUUACUUAGAGAAUUUGUAAAUAUUAAAAAAAAAAACAAAAAAACCUGCUUUUACCCUGGUUAAAAUGUGUGUGUCAGUGUAAUUUUUUUUGCCUCAUGUCAAGCAGCUUUAUUGUGUUUAUGGUGUAAGCGAGCUUAAUAAUAUCCACUUUGGGGAUUUAGGCUGAUGUACAUGAAUUUUUGAUGCUGGUAAAUGCAUUUUCACUUAUCAAUGCCGCUUACUGUUUGAGGUAACAAUCUUGUUUAUCUUGUUUUGUAGAUCAAAUAUUGGUUGCAUGCCAUGAAGUAUUCACAAUUUUAGUUGUUAAAUAGCUUCUUCUUCUUUUCAUGUGUC